This is a messenger RNA of Camponotus floridanus (Florida carpenter ant), 780 nucleotides long. RefSeq lists its product as uncharacterized. The transcript is spliced from 3 exons. Lineage: Eukaryota; Metazoa; Arthropoda; Insecta; Hymenoptera; Formicidae. The record is from RefSeq and is a predicted model, not a curated record. Bases 1 to 780 code for a protein of 259 amino acids.
AUGGAUAUUGGUGAUCACGAAUUAUCAGACGAGGAUGGGCCUGAUAAUGAAAUGUUACUUGAUGUAAUAGAACCGUUGACGGAUAGUGAUUAUAAUAGUGAUGAUAGUGAGGAUGAUACAGAUAUACCAUCAACAAUCUUAUUUGACUUCAGUACUGAUGGAGCCAAUAUAUACAAAAAUGUUCAAUACGAUAUUUAUCCUAUACAAUUUAGAAUUUUUAAUAUUCCUGAUAGAAGUCCUAUGAUUGCGGGAUUAUACGCAGGAAAAAAGAAACCUGCUAAUUUUGCAGACUUUUUAGAAGAUUUCAAUGAAGAAUUAUUAGAUCUUAUUAGAGAAGGAAUAUGUUAUAAAAACAGAAUAAUCAAGCUAAAAGUAAGAUGUUUUAUAGCUGACACACCCGCAAGGGCUGAUUGCUUAAAUAUUGUUGGACAUACGGGCUUCAACAGUUGUCAUAAAUGUAAAAUACCUUGCGAAAGACGCAAAACUGAUUCAUCAGUCAUUUUCAAAGGAGAAAAUUAUCCAGCAAGAAAUGACAACGAUUUUCGACAACUUAAAAAUCCCGAGCAUCAUCGCGGUAAAUCUGCAUUAGAUAGUUUACCUUUAGGACCAGUAAGUCAAACACCUCACGAUUACAUGCACUUGGUGUGUUUGGGACUUAUGAAGAAGAUAUUUGAAGCAUUAAUAGAAGGAAAAUUUCAAUCUAAAAAAUUAUCGCCAGAUGUGAUAUUACGAAUUUCAGAUCGCCUGAUCACUCUUGCUGAGACCAACUAUUAUGCUUGA